AUGGCCAAAGUACCACCUGAACACAUGGGAAAAGGUGAAUUUUAUUUCCUGAACAUGAUGGUAGAGGAGAUCGAAAAUGAAUAUACAGAGGGUUCCAGUUUUAGAUCAGAGAGCUGGCUGCGAGUGAUGAGGAAGUUAUGCAAAAUUUAUGGCCCAAUUUAUACGGUUCGCUAUCUCAAAGCAAGGUUGAGAAAUCUUAAGAAACGGUACGAAAAAUUCUCAGAACUAAUAAACCACAAAGGAGUCUUUUGGAACGAAGAGCAUAAUGUCGUUUACGGCAAUCAAGAAGUGUUGAAGCAAUACAAAUUGGAGUCUUAUGGAAGGACCGGCUUUUACAUUGCUGAGGAGCAUUUCGACCUUAUUCGCCAAAUCUUCGAGAGUGGAGUUAAGUUCGAAUAA
Molecule: messenger RNA, 399 nt
Organism: Fraxinus pennsylvanica
Lineage: Eukaryota; Viridiplantae; Streptophyta; Magnoliopsida; Lamiales; Oleaceae
Source: the annotation of a GenBank genome assembly